CUUAAUGACAAAAAAAAAUUAUCUUACCUUCAAAAUAGAGGAAUUCUUUAUGGCUAUAAAUGUGAAGAUUCUUUGACAACUAUUGCCAAAAAUAUUAAAUGCGAUAAAACCACUGUGUAUAAUAUUUUGAAACAGUAUGCUCAAAUAGGAUCUACUAUGCCAAAAAAACAUUCUAGUUCAAAAGCUAUAUUUAAUGAAUCUGCAUUAAAAGAACUUAGAAAAAUGCAUGAGUUAGGACUCAUAGUUCCUAUUCGUAGUACUAUAAAUGGUGAAGUUUAUACUAAACUUAUAAGAAGACAUGCUAUUUCUGCUAUACAUCAAUUAGUACCUAAUGGACAAGAUACACAAGAUAAUGUGUCUUCUCACAAAUAUUGGAAAACUAAGAAUGUUUUUAAAAAUGCUAAUAUUUUUGUAUUAAAAUGGCCUGCUCAAAGUCCAGACCUUAAUCUAAUAGAAAACCUUUGGCAAGAUGUUAAAACACAUUUACGUAGUUCUCCAGACUUACCUACAAGCAUUGAGGACUUGGAAAUUAAAGUUAAAGCUGCCUAG
Cetraspora pellucida is the source of this 549-nucleotide messenger RNA. Lineage: Eukaryota; Fungi; Glomeromycota; Glomeromycetes; Diversisporales; Gigasporaceae. The record is from the annotation of a GenBank genome assembly.